UGUCAUUGUCAAGUUCUGAUGUUUUGGUGUUUCUUUUUGUUUAUAUUUUUUUAAACCAGAAUCCAGAUAUUUCCUCUUCAAAAAGCGGCGUGAAUUAAACUUGAAGAAAAUAAUGGAAGCGCAAAAGUUAAAAAAGAAAAAAAAUGCUAUUAGCAAAGGCAAGUUAAAGAAAACCAUUAAAAAUGUUAUAUCUCGACCAGACCCAGUAUUUUGGCCAGCUGUGACUGAAGCUGAAGAAACGAUCCUACAAAAUGCUCUUGAAAAGUUGCGGGUCCAUAUUCCAGAAUUCAAAAAACCACAUUGGAAUGACAUAAAGCUAUUACCAAAAAAAGAAAGACCUCAGCCACAACACAUCCAGAAAGUUGAGGGCCUUUUAUUUGGAAUAUCAGAAUGUUAUUAUGCUGUCAAAACACAGAACUGUUCUGCAGUAAUUAUAGAGGCAAAUGUUAAUCCACAAAAUAUUGUGCAUCCAAUUAUUGAGGCAUGUGUAUCCUCCAAUAUCUCAGUUCUAUGUUUAAAUGAUUUGAGAGAAUAUAGUCUCACAUACUUUGGUGUGAAGACAACUUGUUUGGGAAUAAAAAAAGACUACUUACAAGAUCUAAGUGAUAAAAUAUGUGAAACAUUUAAAAAUUACAAACCAAAUAAAAAGUCUAUGCCUAUUCGUACAACUUGUUCAAGUUUUGCAGUUAUAAAAGAGGAAGAUUCUCAAAUGGAUAUUGAGGCCUACUGUCCAUAUGUAUAUAGAAGUGAUAAAAAAACUAGAGCAUUUGUUACAAAUGAUACUCAACAAGACACUAAAGUUACCAGUCAAUUCACUGGCCAGCAUUUUAUUAAAUUACAAGAUAAUAUUAAACCUGAAAAUGAUAGAAAAGCCUACAUGAGAAUGAUGGUGAAGAAAAUAUCCAAUAAUCCUAACAGGGUAACAAAAGCAAAACAUAAAUCAUGAUGAUUUAUGUUUCGCUUUUGUUGACGAUUUGACGACCUCCCUGGCUCAACAGUGAGCGCUGCAAAUUGAAGUAGGAGGGUUCGAUUUCCGGCAGGGGCAAUUUGGAAAUUUAAAAUAUCCGAAUUUUCUCUUUCUUUCUGUCUGGACUUGUGGGAGACGAAGACAUGUUGCUAAGAAAUUUAGUGCUCCGGUGCAAUGUCGCAUAGAAACUGUUUAGGGGUUUGACUACCAUACUCUCUUAACAGGUUA
Messenger RNA from Pararge aegeria (speckled wood butterfly), 1195 nucleotides. RefSeq lists its product as uncharacterized. NCBI's taxonomy places the organism in Eukaryota, Metazoa, Arthropoda, Insecta, Lepidoptera, Nymphalidae. The coding region runs from base 113 to 946 and encodes 277 amino acids. The transcript has 3 exons. The record is from RefSeq and is a predicted model, not a curated record.